AUGUCAGUCAGGACGGCAGAAGGUGUUUCCUUGGGUACAUCAUUAGCCACUGUUCCAGAACAGGUUUCGAACUUUACCAUAAGAGACUUGCUUGACUUGAAUGACCCACAAGUUGCUUAUAAGCUGCCCUUAUCAGUGAUUGCUCUAGUUGAUUUAAAUGCCUUUUUUGCACAAGUUGAGCGAGUACGUCUAGGGUUAUCAGAUGAUGACCCCAUUGUGUGUCAGCAAUGGCAAUCCAUCAUAGCUGUGAGCUACGCGGCUAGAGAAUUUGGCAUUUCAAGAAUGGAUACAAUACACUCGGCACGUCUAAAGUGCCCCGAUUUAGUAGCUGCUCACGCGGGAGUUUAUAAAAAGGGAGAUAGCCACUGGGCUUACUAUCCUGGAUCUCCAAGUCCGGUGGAUCAUAAGGUUAGUUUAGAUAGUUAUAGACGAGAAAGUAGGAAAGUAUUAAGAAUCAUUCAAAGUAAAUUCGAUCUAGUGGAAAAGGCGAGCGUUGAUGAAAGCUAUAUUGAUCUUGGAAGACCGGUAUAUCGGUUGUUGUUGGAAAAAUUCCCCGCUUUAAAAGAAGCUCUCAAUAAAACUGAUAACAAGCAGCAAAGAUUACCUUCAAUACCUAGUGUAUUACCAAGUGAUGUGCAAUGGGAAGGUUACAUUGCUGAAUCGGAAAAGGAAGCUGCAGAUUUGGAAGAUAUUCAGUCGCCGGAAAUCAAGGAUUGGGAUGAUGUGAUACUAAUCCUUGGCUCGCAAUUACUUCUAGAUCUACGACGGACAAUAUAUGAUGAGUUGGGGUAUACAACAUCGGCAGGAUUAGCCAGGAAUAAAUUAGUUGCAAAGUUAAGUGGAGGCUUUAAAAAACCAGAUAACCAAACUAUAGUACGAAAUUGUGCCAUUAAUAAGUUCUUGAACAACUUUGAGUUGACUGACAUUACAGGACUUGGAGGAAAAUUGGGUAGUGAACUAAUCCGCAAGUUUGAAGUACCGCCAGAACUGAAUUCAAUAGCGUUUAUCAGAGAAAAUUAUAGCUCCGAUAUGUUACACGAGAUGUUGCUGGAUGAUCCAGAGUUGGCUCGUAAAUUGUACCAUAUAGUACGAGGGUUGUGUGCACUGGAAUUGACAUCUAAAGUGGAUGUCAAAUCAAUGACGUCAACCAAGAAUUUUCGAGAUAAUUCUCCAUCGAGUUUGAAAGAUGCAUAUGAAUGGUUGACUGUUUUUGCUGGAGAUUUGAGUAAUCGGUUAUUAGACUUGGAUAAUGAAAGUAUGGAUCUUUCAAUAACAAAGGUAUCAAAAAGAGAAAGAGGAGUAUUGAGAAGACCCAAAACUAUCACAAUUGGGAUUAGAUCGACUGCGUAUGUUAGACAAACUCGACAAAUGUCCAUCUCUUUUUAUAAAGAUAUUAAUAAAAUGAAGCAGGUUAUUGAGGAAUGCGGAUUUCAGUUGCUAAGAGAUUAUAUGGAGCACAACACUGAUUUAUCAGGUUUGAAUGGUGGCAAGCCCGUUAAAGAGUUGUUUUUAGGAGAUGCUAAAGAUGUCAGGAUUAUGAAAAUGCAAAAUAUGUCAUUGGCGAUUUCCAAUUUCGUUGCCUUACAUGAUAACGCAUUUAUUGAAUCUUUUGUUAAAGAGAGAACCGGUGAUGACAGCCAUACAGUGAAGCAGGAAUUGAUGGAGAUUAACAAUGCAUUUAAAAGGAGGAAACUAGAGACGGCAGAUUCAAAAAAACAAAAGGAAUUAUCCACUGAAAACAAGCUGCACAUCUCAAACCUAUUCAAAGAGUACAAAGAUAACAAUGAUCAAAAUCGUCCUCAAACAAAACAGGCCAAAGUAAAGCCACGCGCUAAUCGAGGCGCAGAUAUAUUCCAAACUCUUAAAAAGCGUCAGCAUUUAGAUCUCCUAUCUGAUUUAAUAGCGACAAAAUUUUGUAAAAAAUGUAAUCUCCCGGUCGAUGAUCCAAUCGAGCAUAAUGACUACCAUAUCGCCAUUGACUUGUCCGAUAGAUGGAACCAAUAA
This is a messenger RNA of Lodderomyces oxycetoniae, 2004 nucleotides long. It is a transcript of the gene RAD32, whose product is annotated as DNA-directed DNA polymerase eta. Gene Ontology annotation, biological process: error-prone translesion synthesis; response to radiation. The record is from RefSeq and is a predicted model, not a curated record. Gene Ontology annotation, molecular function: DNA-directed DNA polymerase activity; damaged DNA binding. The coding region runs from base 1 to 2004 and encodes 667 amino acids. Gene Ontology annotation, cellular component: replication fork; site of double-strand break; nucleus. NCBI's taxonomy places the organism in Eukaryota, Fungi, Ascomycota, Pichiomycetes, Serinales, Debaryomycetaceae. The transcript has a single exon.